Messenger RNA from Paramuricea clavata, 464 nucleotides. The record is from the annotation of a GenBank genome assembly. Lineage: Eukaryota; Metazoa; Cnidaria; Anthozoa; Malacalcyonacea; Plexauridae.
AUGGUCUCUCCUGAGAAGGAAAAAGUCCCACUUGGAAAAGUAAGGCUUGCGUUUUAAACCCACAGAUCUACGUUGAUGUCAGCCUAGAUCUAGGCCUUCUAUUUUUAUUCUUAUUUUUAAUACUCGGCGCUUUUUCACAUGAGAAGACUGGGAGGCAGUACUUUCCAAAUGCUAGCCCGAGGCGAGAUUGACCAAACCUGCCAAAACCGGCCGAGUAAAGGCCUAGGUCUAGACUGCGUUGAUGUUAUGUCUAAACUCUGACCUUCAUUUAAACAAGCUGUAGAAAGCUCAUCCAUGUUAAUUCCUUUAUCCUCCAGGGUCUGAAAGCGAGAGGUAAUGUCGAAGAAUGGCUGGGGAAAGUCGAGGAGUCCAUGGUUGCUACGUUACGAAAACUGACGAAACAUGCUAUCGGUGAUUAUGAAGAAAAGAUACGAGAGGAAUGGGUCACGUGUCAUGCAAGUCAG